Messenger RNA from Styela clava, 1295 nucleotides. RefSeq names its product lactosylceramide 1,3-N-acetyl-beta-D-glucosaminyltransferase A-like. Gene Ontology annotation, molecular function: hexosyltransferase activity. The record is from RefSeq and is a predicted model, not a curated record. Gene Ontology annotation, biological process: protein O-linked glycosylation. Lineage: Eukaryota; Metazoa; Chordata; Ascidiacea; Stolidobranchia; Styelidae. Gene Ontology annotation, cellular component: Golgi membrane.
CUAAUGAGAUAGUAAGAAUAAGGAUAUGCUAUUUUUAACCCGCUGGCUCACCUAUUUUAUCACUAUUGUUCAUCGUUUAGUUGAAUCUGUUAGCUAUAAGAAACGACAUGGUGUCGACAAGAAAAGUUGAGUUGUUCCAGGGUGUUUUAUCUUUUCUAGCCGCAUUUUUAUUCACAAACGGAAUAUUUGAUCUGGCGUACAAUCGGCAGAUUGGUGAUUACGAAUAUAUUGACAAUUUGUGGGAAAUGACGAGAAAUGAUUUGAACAUCAAUUUCAACAAAAGCAGCAUGAGAGACGAAUUUUUCUUCACUUUAGAACCAUGGAAAGUUAUGAAUAAUAUAAAAAAUGGCGUAUUUUGCCCAUAUACAACACAAAAGGAUCUUAUAAAAAUAGUUGUGAUGAUAAAAUCGGCGGCCGAAUAUAAAGCACGAAGGGAUAUCGUCCGUCAAACAUGGGGUAGGAUAUCUCACAUUGACAAUGUUGUCAUUGACGUUGUCUUCAUCAUUGGGUCGACGACGAAAGAUGUUCAACAGAAGAUUGAAACUGAACACUCAAAACAUGGAGACAUUCUACAGUUUAUUGGAGUCGACGACUACAGACAUAUUGUUUACAAGGUGUUGUCGGGAAUGCAAUGGGCGAAAGAAAAUUUACCCAAAGAUUAUUUUUAUGCAACGGGUGAUGAUGAUUUAACGCUGGAUGUUAAGGUAUUGCCGAGACACCUACGACGGCAUAUGAGAUACGUUCUUGAAAGAUUGCCACGUGAAAAAGCAAAUAAUCGUUUAAAGCAAAUUCAACAGAUGCCUAUUUUAUGUGUGUAUAAUUAUUUGAAUGAGGCGAAACCCAUACGGAAUUUAAUUUCCAAGUAUUAUUUAGAUCCAAAAGAAUAUCUCAUGGAUACUCUUCCGCCAUUUUGCUUGGGAGGUUGGUAUAUGAUGCCUGUAGUAAGCGCUGCUAAAUUGUAUGAUGUUUCAAGAAAAGAAAAAGUACUUCCAAUGGACGAUGUUUGGAUAACCGGUAUUCUGAGACAAAAGAUAAAACCGAAAUUUAUAGAACCAAUUGAUAGCUCAAGUGCGAGGGUAAUAUCCAGGGAGGUAAAAAUUGUACAGCACUUCUUCGGAGAUACGGACUUUGCAACUGCUGAAGACAUUUUACGUCUCACUAUAUCCCACUGGGAAAAAUUGGAAGCUGGUAUAGCUGAGCAUAAGCACUGUCUUCGAAAAUAGCAUUAAUUUAAUCGUUUAAAACGCAUUUGUCUGAAUUCGCGUGGAAGUAAAUGCAAGAAAAUUUUAUACUAA